This is a messenger RNA of Dissoconium aciculare CBS 342.82, 4500 nucleotides long. RefSeq lists its product as uncharacterized. The coding region runs from base 1 to 4500 and encodes 1499 amino acids. Gene Ontology annotation, biological process: mRNA export from nucleus; mRNA processing. Gene Ontology annotation, cellular component: THO complex part of transcription export complex. The record is from RefSeq and is a predicted model, not a curated record. Lineage: Eukaryota; Fungi; Ascomycota; Dothideomycetes; Mycosphaerellales; Dissoconiaceae. Gene Ontology annotation, molecular function: mRNA binding. The transcript has 4 exons.
AUGGCGCCCAAAAGGAAACGGCCUUCUGAGCGGCAGGUCCUGGAUGAUGAUGGAUCCAGCAGGCCAUCUCCGUAUCGACCGGAGCGAGGUGCGACCAAAGAUGGUCCGACUGAGAGUCCUGCUCGCCCGGCGACAAGGAUGUCACCUGCAACUUUCGCGUCCGAGUCGGCCGCUGCUACUUCAGCAUCCAGCUUUCCUCCAAAGCAUGACUGCUACGACCACAUCACCAGCGAUGUCAUCUCGAGAUGGAGCACAGGAGGGAGUCAAACAAUUGUCGCGGCGGGAGCGGAAGCGGAUGAGAUGAUCUUGAGCGAAGUUCUACAAGAGCUGACGGAGAGCUGUCUACAUGGUCGUUUGACGGGCAAUCAGGCUGGCGCUGCAGUCGAUGAUGUGGAUGUCGCAUCACAUUUCAUCGACACCAUAUCGCUGCUCGAUGAGGAGUAUCAGAAAAAUGCUACACUCCGCGCGCUCGUAGCGGCUACCUUGAUUGAUCCUCAGGUCUUUCGCCAGGAGCUGGAUAUUCCUCUCCUGCAAGCACUCAGCUUGGUGCGGGAUACCUUUGAGAAGAUGCGCACCCGGAAAUCGACGAAUAUCCUUUACAAACAAGCAAAUUUCAAUUUGCUUCGGGAGGAGAGUGAGGGAUACGCGAAGCUGGUGACGGAUUAUUUCAACACGGUUCAGGACGCAUGCAGCCGACGAGACGACAACCCAAAUAUCGCGGAGGAUGCCUUCCAGCGAGUCAAGGCGUUGGUUGGUGCUUUCGACUUGGACGUUGGCCGUGUCUUGGAUAUCACCCUGGAUGUCAGCGCAAAUCUCUUGGUCAAGGCCUAUCCAUUCCUCAUCAAAUUCUACCGCGCGAGUUCUUGGUGGCCUGAUGCUGAUUCUUUUGACAACAUUCAAUUCGAGGAUCAAGGCUUCAGCACAAUUCCUGAUUGGGCAUUGCCCGGCUCAGGUCGGGUGACGUCAAGCGAGGACGAAGAUUCACGACUCUCAAUCUUAAGGACGACGAGGGAUGUUAAGUUCUGGCGCUCUGUCGCCGAUAAGGGCACGGAUGCCUUCUUCGAGCUCGGAAGUCGGCACAUCAUCAAUUACGAAGCCGUGCUUCCUGUUCUGCAGCAGAAUAUUCCAGUGGAGCUAGAUUCGCGAGGCAAAGAAUCGAAUCCAGAAAAGCGACUGUACUUAGCAGAGCAACGGCGGCACAUGCGAGAGACGCGGACGCUUCCUCCUCAGGGCAACUACGAUGCUGCCCAAUUGCUGGGCUUCAAAUUACGCUUUUAUGCCUCUGCGGCCCGCCAUGCGACAGACAUACUGCCGGAUAAUCUUAUGAAGCUCGCGGCAUUUCUGAUCAAAAUCGGAUUCAUCUCACUAAAAGAUCUCUACCCUCACCUUCAUCCAUCCGACGAGCAAAUGCCGGCAGAACGGACACGCCUGGAAAAAGAAAAGGCCGCUCGGGAUGCUAAAGAUCGGCCAACUGCGGGUGUCAACGCUCUCGCGAUGGCUGCUGCACUCACAGACGAUACGGCGCCUGCACUCCGCAAUACGAGAACUGACAAGGAGCGAGCUGGGGGCGCCACCCCUGGACAGGAUAAGAAAGAGGAACCUGCCGACGACCUUCCGACGCCGGAGAACCAGAAACUACAGUUACUAAAAGCUUUACUCUUGAUCGGAGCACUUCCUGAGGCGCUGCAUAUCAUUGGGAGAUUCCCAUGGCUUCUAGAAGUGGAACCGUCAAUGACACCGUUACUUCAUCGCAUCGCCAAUCACAUGCUGAGCAAGAUGGCGAAGGAUUCUCAGCCUCUGGCUAGUGUGGGCGAUUUCAAUCAAGCACGCGAACAGGUUGCAGACACGGUCGCCCAAUCCGAUGGCCGGUUGUCAUUCAAUGCGAGGCAACAGAUGCGGCCGAUGCGAUGGCUUCACAACGACGUGCACAAUCUUGAAGACGGCAUCGCCUAUGUUCACUAUUAUGCUGACUGGAGCGAUAACAUCCCUGUUUGUCAGACCCUCGACGAUGUAUUUUUGCUCUGCAAUACCUUCCUUGGCCUCCUCGGUCUGAAGGUCGGACAGAACGUCAAGCUAUACGGUACAUUAUUGCGGCUGGCAAAGGCUAGCCUGACGCAUGAUCAAUCAGAAGAUAACCGCGCUCGAUGGCUGGAGAUGAUGAGGCGCCUGCUUGUCCCUGCAUUGAGCUUGAGUAAGCACAACCCUCAUUUGAGCCAAGAAGUCUAUGAGCUGCUCGCCUUCUUUCCAACCGCUACUCGCUAUGGCAUCUAUGCCGAGUGGUUCACUGGAAGGACUUCUCGUCUGCCUGAGAUGCGAAGUGCAUUCGACCGUAACAAGGCCGAAGUCCGCCUCGUCCUUCGGCGGGUUUCCAAUGACACGGGCAAGAAACAAUCGCGCGCGUUAGCCAAAGUGACUCUUUCCUCGCCAGGAGUCGUCGUGAUGGAGAUGGUUAAUCAACUGGAGAGCUACAGCAAUAUGAUUCCAAGCUUGGUGGAGUGUACGCGUUUCUUUUCACCACUUGCGUACGAUGUGUUGACUUGGUGUCGAGACCGACAGCAAGCCGAUGGAAUGUUGACCAGCCCAUGGUUGCAAGCACUGUCACAUUUCGUGGCCUCACUCUACACGAAAUAUUCCAACCUCGACCCCACACCUGUUCUGCAAUACUUGGCAUUUGAGCUCCGCAGUGGAAAUGCCACCGAUCUCGAGAUGAUCGAGCAGAUCCUCGUCGAAAUGGCUGGCAUUCGAUCAGAUGUCGAGUUCAACGAUGCUCAAGUGCUCGCUAUGGCGGGAGGUGAGCAGUUGCAGAGUCACAUUAUGCGACAAUUAUCCGACGCCAGACACGUCAAAGACAAGUCCGCGAAGCGCUUGAUCAAAGCCCUCGCGGAGCCGAAGCUUGUAGGACAAAUCCUUGUAGCUAUCGCGCAGGAACGACAAAUGUACGCCCAUCACGACGGCUCGAGCGAUAUGCCGCUGAAGGUCCUGGGCAAUAACCUCGACAAGAUUCAUGCCAUUUUCGCGCAAUAUCUCGAAGUGCUCAAGACUAAUCUCAAACCGGAUCUGUUUGAGUCUCUGGUUCCAGAAGCCGCACGAUUGGUGGGAGACUUUGGCAUCGAGCCUGGUAUCGCAUUGUCCAUUUCUCGAAUGGCGAUCCGUCAUCGCAUGAGUGAAGCCGAUGCAGCGAAGAAGAAGGCCGAGAUCGAGGAGAAGAAGCUCAAAGCGGCGCAAGCCAAAGCUGAGUCUACCAACGAUGUUGCAAUGCAGGGCGCAGAGGAGGGCGCUGUCCCAGAUGCACCCGAGCUCAAGACCGAGACUUCUAUCAAUGAGGAAAAGGAUAACAAUCCGACACAGAGCCCGUGGCAUCCGGUGUUGCUGCCGGUCAUUGAGCGACUUACAGAGGUUGCUCCUGAAUUGGCUGCGCGGGUCAGCAUUCCUUUCUACGUCACUUUCUGGACGCUCGCACAUCCGGAUUUGUGGGUGCCGACCGACAGCUAUAAGAGGGAAAUCGCUCGCAUCGAUGGCCAAAUGAAUGAGAUCAGCGGGAACCGUUCAGAUAUGAGUGCUGUGGCCUUGAAGGAACGAGACAGGAAGAAGCGAGCACUGCAGGAAGUCCGCGACCGGCUUUCGAACGAGACCAAACCACACCUCAACGCAUACUUACAAGUUCGGAGCCGUAUCAGUGGCAACCACGGCGAAAACCAGCAUUGGUUUCCCAAGAUCGUCGCGAAAAGCGCGAAGCAAGAACAUGCCGCCAAGGACGCUCGACACCUUGGUCUCCUCGAAGAAUGUUUCCUCCCUCGAGCUAUGCUUUCAUCAAUCGAUGCCCAGUAUUCCUUCCACAUGCUGAAGAUGAUGCAUGACAACGGCACCUCCGGCUUCAGUCUUAUGCAUCUGCUUAGUCAGCUCUUCAAGAAACAGUUGCUCGCGUCGCUCAUGUUCCAAUACACUGCCAUCGAGGCACAAAACUUCGGCCGAUUUAUCUGUGAGACGAUGAAGCUCCUACAUAGGUGGCACAGUGACAAGUCCAUCUAUGAUAAGGAGGCCCUCGGCGCGAAGAAGAAACUCCCGGGCUUCGUCAAGACAUUCGAUGAGAAAGGCGACCCGAAGAACGUCAUGGAUUGGGAGGAGUUCCGUCGGUUACUCUUCAAUUUUCAUACCUUCCUCUAUGGCGCUUUGACUGCGUGUUUCGAAUCGGACGAGUACAUGCAUGUGCGCAACGCAAUCAUCGUGUUGAAAUCCGUGCACAUCGUGUUUCCGAUGCUCUCCUUUCAAGGCAAGAACAUGAUCGAGGUGGUCAAGAAAUUCUCCGACAAGGACACCCGCCAGGAUCUCAAACUUGCGGCCAUGUCAUUGCUCGGUCCGCUCAAAAGUGGUGAGAAGAACUGGCUGACGCCGCAGAAAUUCCGGUGCCAGGCGCAGUUCGUCGAUUCAGCCAGACGGCGCGAAAUUGGAUGCUUCGGCGUCGGAGUUCAAGCCGGGUUCCGGUGCGCGAGUCAAUGGUAA